GAACAACGUUGGUUUCUUUUUUCCACUGAUAAUGAUGCUGACGUGGAUGGUGUCUGUGGCUAGCAUGGUCAGAAAGUUGGUGUAUGAGCAGGAGAUCCAGAUAGAAGAGUAUCUGUGGAUGAUGGGAGUGCAUCCAAUGACCCAUUUCCUGGCCUGGUUCCUGGAGAACAUGGUUGUGUUGACCGUAAGCAGUGCUGCUCUGGCCAUCAUUCUGAAAACAAGUGGCAUCUUUGCACACAGCAAUGCUUUUAUUAUUUUCCUCUUUCUCUUGGAUUUUGGAAUGUCAGUCGUCAUGCUGAGCUACCUCUUGAGUGCAUUUUUCAACCAAGCUAAUACAGCAGCCCUUUGCACCAGCCUGGUGUACAUGAUCAGCUUUCUGCCCUACAUAGUUCUAUUGGUUCUACAUAACCAAUUAAGUUUUGUCAUUCAGACAUUUCUGUGCCUUCUCUCCACAACUGCCUUUGGACAAGGAGUAUUUUUUAUUACAUUCCUGGAAGGACAAGAGACAGGGAUUCAGUGGAAUAAUAUGUACCAGGCUCCAGAACAAGGGGGCAUGACAUUUGGCUGGGUUUGCUGGAUGAUUCUGUUGGAUUCAAGCCUUUAUUUUUUCUGUGGAUGGUACUUGAGCAACUUGAUUCCUGGAACAUUUGGUCUACGGAAACCAUGGUAUUUCCCCUUUACUGCCUCAUAUUGGAAGAGUGUGGGUGUCUUGGUGGAAAAAAGGCAAUAUUCUCUAAGUUCCAGUGUGUUCUUCUUCCAUGAGAACUUUGACAGUAAAGGGUCAUCACAGCAAAACAGGGAAGGAGAGCUUGAAGGAAGUCCCCCGGGAGUCACCUUGGUGUCUGUGACCAAGGAAUAUGAGGGCCACAAGGCUGCAGUCCAAGACCUCAGCCUCACCUUCUACAGGGACCAAAUCACCGCCCUGCUGGGGACAAAUGGUGCCGGGAAAACCACUAUCAUAUCUGUGUUGACGGGGCUCUACCCUCCCACUUCUGGAAACAUCAUCAUCAAUGGCAAGAACCUACAGACAGACCUGUCAAGGGUCAGAAUGGAGCUGGGUGUGUGUCUGCAGCAGGACAUCCUGUUGGACAACCUCACCGUCCGGGAACAUCUGCUGCUCUUUGCUUCCAUAAAGUCUCCACAGUUGACCAAGAAGGAGCUGCAUCAGCAAGUCAAUCAAACUCUUCAGGAUGUGGACUUAACUCAGCAUCAGCACAAACAGACUCGAGAGCUGUCUGGAGGCCUGAAGAGAAAGCUGUCCAUUGGCAUUGCUUUCCUGGGCAUGUCGAGGACCGUGGUUCUGGACGAGCCCACCAGUGGGGUGGACCCUUGCUCCCGGCAUAGCCUGUGGGACAUUCUGCUCAAGUACCGAGAAGGUAGGCACUGGGCCUUAUUCUGCCUUCUCUUCCCACAAUGUUGUAUUGCAGGAAAUGCAUCGCUAUCAUACGGAAGAACCUAGUUGUGUCCCAAUGAGGCUACAUUAUCCUUUUCAGAAAAGCAUAGUUUUUAAAUCACUUAUAGGGAUAUAUUCGUUAGAUAACAUCUCUAUAGUGCUUAGAAUUGCUUACUUUGUGUUUGACCUUUUAACUCAAUAACAGCAAUGACAUUUAUGUACAUUAUAUAUUAUCACACGUGAUUUCAAGGAAAAUUGUCUUCUUCUGGGAGCUUAGUUUCUUAGAAUAGGCAUCCCAGAUCAUAGGACAAACAUCCCUUGUCUCAGAUGAAGAAAUGAAGGCUCAGAGAGAUGGCAGUUGAUUUACUUGUAGCUACAGAGAAAGUUUCCUGAACUGAGGGUGGCCGUGGAGCCUCUGGUCCAUAUUUCUCGCAUCUAUUAUUGUUUCUUUCCAAUUUAGGACAUUUGAUGGGAAGUUACUAAUUUCCAACUUCUGAUUCUUUCUGCAAUCCUGACAGCUCGGAAGCAUUGCUCUAUGUAUUUUCGAUGAGAAUUCUCCCUUUUGGAGAGAAACAUUGCAACAGUGAAUACACAUCUUGGUGCUGGUAAACAAGUGUAGAAGCAUCAGUGGCAGGAUUAAUACAGAUUCUUAUAAAAUGUUACUUUGCUUUUUCUUUCACCUUUUGAGUAUAAAAUUUUCUUCUGACUUGACCUAAGGUCUCCAUUUCCCUGGAGGUGAACUAGGACUUGCAAAUGAAGAAAUAAAGG
Molecule: messenger RNA, 2161 nt
Organism: Mandrillus leucophaeus (drill)
Lineage: Eukaryota; Metazoa; Chordata; Mammalia; Primates; Cercopithecidae
Product: ATP-binding cassette sub-family A member 13-like
Exons: 8
Coding region: 32-1459 (475 amino acids)
Biological process (GO): transmembrane transport; lipid transport
Cellular component (GO): membrane; intracellular membrane-bounded organelle
Molecular function (GO): ATP binding; ATP hydrolysis activity; lipid carrier activity
Source: RefSeq, a predicted model, not a curated record